Messenger RNA from Lachancea meyersii CBS 8951, 2610 nucleotides. The record is from the annotation of a GenBank genome assembly. Lineage: Eukaryota; Fungi; Ascomycota; Saccharomycetes; Saccharomycetales; Saccharomycetaceae.
AUGGUCAAUAUUGAGACUUUCUUCAAAAAAAGCUCUUCUGGAGGAGUUUCUGGGCGUAAAAGGAGUGCAAAUACGGCCCAGAUAAGGUCACAACCUUCACAAAACGACGCAUCGAAUCCAAUCGAUCUAGUGGACUCCGAUGACGACUUCGACGACUUUGAACCGCAGCAAAUUAGUGCUAUUAAACAGGGCGAGUCAUUGGAGAUUUUAGAUGAGAAGCCUCCGGCGAAGAAAAGAGCUACGCCUGUCAAAAGUGCAAAAUCUUCGAGAAAGGGCGAGCACCUUGCCUCCUCAUCGCCUCAGAAAGCAGCGGCAAAACUCAAAACUGAGAGUAGUGGGGCCAUGUCGUUGCAAGUUCUUUUGAGCAAGAUACCUUCUGUGGACCUGGACGCCGUGCACGUCAAGGAAAACGUAAAAUUCGAUUUUCGCGGUGGUGGGCAGACUGAAGGCUCUCAAGCGUCACCAGACGAUGCAGAUUUCCCAGAAGGCGCUCCAAACUGUCUCUUGGGACUAACUAUCGUUUUCACUGGUCAAUUGCCCACUUUGGAGAGAGGAACCGCUGAAGCCAUUGCGAAACGUUAUGGUGCUCGUGUCACCAAGUCUAUUUCCAGCAAAACGUCAUUGGUAGUGCUCGGAGAAGAAGCUGGGCCCAAAAAGCUUGAGAAGAUAAAAGAUUUGCAUAUUAAAGCCAUUGAUGAGGAUGGGUUUAAACAGCUUGUUUCGGGAAUGCCAGAAGAAGGUGGUGACAAUGCCGGUGCCGAAAAGGCUCGUCAAAAGCUGAAGCAACAGGAAGAAGCAGCUCAGAAAGAAGCUCGUGAUAUGGAAAGGCGCGAACAGGAACAAAGAGAAAAGCUGAGGAAAUUGCAGCAGAGUGGAGUUGCUCCUCAAGAUUCAAAGCCAGUGAAAAGAGAAGAAGACAAGCUAUGGACAGUCAAGUACGCGCCUACAUCGCUGAAUCACAUCUGUGGUAAUAAGACAAGUGUAAACAAGCUGAAAACCUGGCUUAGCAACUGGUCUGAAUACAAAAAAAAUGACUUCAAACAGCCCGGAAGAGACGGUCUGGGUGUUUUCAGAGCUGCAAUGCUGUAUGGACCGCCUGGCAUUGGAAAAACUACCGCUGCACAUUUGGUUGCUAAGGAAUUAGGCUAUGAUGUCCUAGAGAGAAAUGCAUCGGACGUGCGGUCAAAGUCGCUACUGAACGCCGGCGUAAAAAACGCUUUGGAUAACACAUCGAUUGUUGGCACUCUGAAAUCUCGGCACGGUGGGGAUGCUAAUCAGAAAAACUUUGUCAUCAUUAUGGAUGAAGUUGAUGGUAUGAGUGGAGGUGAUCGAGGAGGCGUGGGUCAAAUGGCUUUGUUUUGCCGCAAAACUUCUAUGCCCAUGAUUCUGAUCUGCAAUGAAAGAAACUCGCCCAAAAUGAGACCAUUCGAUAGAGUCUGCCUUGACAUACAAUUUAGAAGACCCGAUGUGAAUAGCAUCAAGGCCAGACUCAUGACUAUUGCUGUUAGAGAAAAGUUCCAGCUUGACCCUAACAUCAUUGAAAAGCUCGUCGAAGCUACGAGGGGCGAUAUCAGGCAAGUUAUAAAUCUUCUUUCCACAAUAUCAACUACCACUAAAAAAAUUGGACACGAUAACGUUCAGGCAAUUGCUCAAGCAUGGGAAAAGAACAUCGCUUUGAAGCCAUUUGACAUCACGCAUAAGUUGUUUGAUGGUCGUAUAUUUUCGGACGUUGGCUCAAGGUCUUUUCCUCUCUACAAAAAAAUGGAACUGUACUUUGAUGAUUUUGACUUCGCACCAUUGAUGAUACAGGAAAACUACCUGCACACCAAACCAUAUGUGCUGAAAUCCGGACAAAGUCAUCUUGAGGCGGUUGCGGACGCAGCUGAGAGUAUUUCUCAAGGCGAUCUUGUCGAAAGAAAGAUACGAAGCAGUGAACAACUCUGGAGUCUGUUACCGUUGCAUGCAAUUAUGUCUGCAGUCCGCCCUGCUUCAAAAGUUGCCGGUCAGAUGGCUGGCAGAAUCAAUUUCACCUCUUGGCUAGGCCAAAAUUCGAAGGCUGGCAAGUACCAACGUUUGCUGCAAGAGUUACAGUAUCAUACGCGGUUGAGCACGUCGACUAACAAACUAGGCCUGAGAAUGGAUUACAUGCCAACUUUGAAGCGAAGACUAUUGGAUCCGCUAUCAACAGACGGUAGCGAGGCAAUUGGCGAUGUAAUCCAACUUAUGGAUGACUACUAUUUAUCGAAAGAAGAUUGGGAUUCUAUUAUGGAGUUUAUGAUUGGAAAUGAUAAAACUGAGGCUCAGAUUAAAAAGAUUCCCACUGCAGUUAAGAGUGGUUUCACGCGAAAGUAUAACGCAAUGAUUCAUCCUGUCGCUAUUUACAAAACAGGCUCGACUACUGCUGUUGGGGGCGGACAAAAACAAACACCUGAUUUUGAGGAUGUUGUGGAUGCAGAUGAUGACGUUCCUCCCGUAGAAGAGGGAGAUGAAACCAAGGACGAUACCGAUUUCAAAAAGGACAAACUCAUCAAACAGGGCAAGCCCAAAGCUUCGAAGAAGAGAGCGGCACCUGGCGCAAAGAAAGCGCCCGCAAAAAAACGCAAAACUUAG